AUGACGAGGGAGCUCCGGGAGGCUGCGCAGAACCGCCGGCUGGAACUGUGCAAGAGUGUAUUAAAAGUGACCGAGCUGCGGUCGGAGCUGCAGCGGCGGGGCCUGGACUCGCGCGGCCUCAAGGUGGAUCUGGCACAGCGGCUGCAGGAGGCGCUGGACGCCGAGAUGCUCGAGGACGAGGCCGGCGGUGGCGGGUCCGGGCCCGGCGGGGCCUGCAAGGCGGAGCCUCGGCCUGUGGCCGCGUCGGGCGGCGGCCCGGGAGGAGACGAGGAGGAGGACGAGGACGAGGAGGAGGAGGACGAGGAAGCGCUGCUUGAGGACGAGGACGAAGAGCUACCUCCUGCUCAGGCCUCGGGCCAGGCCGCGCAGCCGCCACCGGAGCCCCCGGAGGCGGCAGCCGUGGAGGCCGCGGCGGAGCCCGAUGCUUCCGAAAAGCCGGCGGAGGCCACGGCUGGGUCAGGUGGAGUAAAUGGUGGCGAAGAGCAGAGUGCUGGCAAGGGGGAGGAAGACGAACCCGAGGAGCGGAGCGGGGACGAGACGCCGGGAUCCGAGGCGCCGGGUGACAAGGCUGCAGAGGAACAGGGAGAUGACCAAGAUAGUGAAAAGUCAAAACCAGCAGGCUCAGAUGGUGAGCGGCGGGGGGUAAAGAGACAGCGGGAUGAGAAGGAUGAACAUGGCCGAGCUUACUAUGAAUUCCGAGAGGAGGCUUACCACAGCCGCUCAAAGUCUCCGCCACCCCCUGAAGAAGAGGCAAAAGACGAGGAGGAGGAUCAAACUCUUGUGAACCUGGACACAUAUACCUCGGAUCUCCAUUUUCAAGUGAGCAAAGACCGCUAUGGAGGGCAGCCACUUUUCUCAGAGAAGUUCCCCACCCUUUGGUCUGGGGCAAGGAGUACUUAUGGAGUAACAAAGGGAAAAAUCUGCUUUGAGGCCAAGGUAACCCAGAAUCUCCCAAUGAAAGAAGGCUGCACAGAGGUUUCUCUCCUUCGAGUUGGGUGGUCUGUUGAUUUUUCUCAUCCACAGCUUGGUGAGGAUGAAUUCUCUUAUGGUUUUGAUGGACGAGGACUCAAGGCAGAGAACGGACAGUUUGAGGAAUUUGGCCAGACUUUUGGGGAAAAUGAUGUCAUUGGCUGCUUUGCUAAUUUUGAGACUGAAGAAGUAGAACUUUCCUUCUCCAAGAAUGGAGAAGACCUAGGUGUGGCAUUCCAGAUCAACAAGGAAUCCUUGGGAGACCGGGCCCUUCUACCCCAUGUCCUCUGCAAAAAUUGUGUUGUAGAAUUAAACUUUGGUCAGAAGGAGGAGCCCUUCUUCCCACCACCAGAAGAGUUUGUAUUCAUUCAUGCUGUGCCUGUUGAGGAACGUGUGCGCACUGCAGUCCCUCCUAAGACCGUAGAGGAGUGUGAGGUGAUUCUGAUGGUGGGACUUCCUGGAUCUGGAAAGACCCAGUGGGCACUGAAAUACGCAAAAGAAAAUGCUGAGAAAAGAUACAAUGUCCUGGGAGCUGAGACUGUGCUCAAUCAGAUGAGGAUGAAGGGGCUCGAGGAGCCAGAGAUGGACUCUAAAAGCCGAGACCUUUUAGUUCAGCAAGCCUCCCAGUGCCUUAGUAAGCUGGUCCAGAUUGCUUCCCGGACAAAGAGGAACUUUAUUCUUGACCAGUGUAAUGUGUACAACUCUGGCCAACGGCGGAAGCUGUUGCUGUUCAAGACCUUCUCUCGGAAAGUGGUGGUGGUUGUCCCUAACGAGGAAGAUUGGAAGAAGAGGCUGGAGUUGAGGAAGGAAGUGGAGGGAGAUGAUGUGCCUGAGUCUAUAAUGCUAGAGAUGAAAGCCAACUUCUCUCUGCCUGAAAAAUGCGACUAUGUGGAUGAGGUGACAUAUGGGGAGCUGGAGAAGGAGGAGGCUCAGCCCAUUGUCACAAAGUACAAGGAGGAGGCAAGGAAGCUACUGCCACCCUCUGAGAAGCGGACAAACCGCCGAAACAACCGGAACAAGCGUAACCGGCAGAACCGAAGCCGAGGCCAAGGCUAUGUGGGCGGGCAGCGCCGAGGCUACGACAACCGGGCCUACGGGCAGCAGUACUGGGGGCAGUCUGGAAACAGAGGGGGUUACCGUGAUUUCUAUGAUCGAUACAGGGGAGACUACGAUCGAUACAGGGGAGACUAUGAUCGAUACAGGGGAGAUUAUGAUCGAUUCUAUGGGCAAGAUUAUGAGUACAACAGAUACAGAGACUAUUACAGACAAUACAAUCGGGAUUGGCAGUACUACUACCACCCCCAGGACAGAGACCGAUACUACAGGAACUACUACGGUUACCAAGGGUAUCGGUGAAGCCCCUGCCAUUGUCGCCUGUCAGCCAUGAAGCUGAAUCUCUGGGGGUGCCAGGCACCCCCCAAAAAACACAACCAAGGAAAACAGGGGCUGUCGGGGUAGGGCUGAGCUG
This is a messenger RNA of Galeopterus variegatus (Sunda flying lemur), 2437 nucleotides long. RefSeq names its product heterogeneous nuclear ribonucleoprotein U-like 2 (gene HNRNPUL2). The coding region runs from base 1 to 2325 and encodes 774 amino acids. Gene Ontology annotation, cellular component: membrane. The record is from RefSeq and is a predicted model, not a curated record. NCBI's taxonomy places the organism in Eukaryota, Metazoa, Chordata, Mammalia, Dermoptera, Cynocephalidae. Gene Ontology annotation, molecular function: protein binding. The transcript is spliced from 15 exons.